This is a messenger RNA of Andrographis paniculata, 1341 nucleotides long. Its product is annotated as probable methyltransferase At1g29790. The record is from RefSeq and is a predicted model, not a curated record. The coding region runs from base 40 to 1341 and encodes 433 amino acids. Lineage: Eukaryota; Viridiplantae; Streptophyta; Magnoliopsida; Lamiales; Acanthaceae. The transcript is spliced from 2 exons. Gene Ontology annotation, molecular function: S-adenosylmethionine-dependent methyltransferase activity.
GGUAGAACAGAACACCCAUGCAAAUUCAAUACAACAACAAUGAAUGUCAGUGAAGAAGCCAUGUCCAAAAAGCAAUCUUCUCCUCACCAUACCCAGAUCAAUCAAAAGCUCAAAUUUUUGUUCCUUGUAAUACUCACAAAUCUUCUUACAAUCUUCAUCUUCACUGCUUCUUCUUCCCACAUCUCAACAACCCUUUUCCAACUCCCCGGGCCCGGGCCGGUUCCCGACGUCGCCGCACUCCUGAUCGAGCUCAACGCCACCCGACACGAGGUCGUCGCGGGCCGGGCUCAAAUCGCCGCAUUGCAAAAGUCACUCAUCGCCAUGCAAUUCGACUCCCCGAUGAGAUCGGGACCGAGGUUCGACGAUCUUGUCGCGAAUUUAUCGAACGAGGCCGAGCUUUCGAUCGGCCCCCACAAGCUUCCGCUCGGAUACAACCGGAGAAUGGGAUCGGACGAAGUGUACUUCUCGGUCGGAGCGGGUUGCUUGAAGCACAAGCAUGAGUUGGCGAAGUAUACGUCGUCGUAUCGAGUCGGGGGAGAGUGCCCGGUGGACGACGUUUUCGCGCAAGAGUUGAUGCUUAAGGGGUGCGAACCCCUCCCGAGACGGCGGUGCCACCCUAAGUCACCGGAGAAUUAUGUCGAGCCAACUCCGUUUCCCGAUUGCUUGUGGACUACUCCGCCGGACGCGAGCCUCGUUUGGGACGCGUAUUCGUGUAAGAACUACUCGUGUUUGAUCGAACGCCGGCGCGCGCGAGGAUCGUUCGAUUGCAAGGAUUGUUUUUACUUAGAAGGUCGAGAGAAGCAUAGAUGGCUUUACGACAACGGAGGUCUCGACUUCGGCAUAGAUCAAGUCCUCGCGACGAGGCGCCCGGGAACCUUAAGAAUCGGGCUAGACAUCGGAGGUGGAUCGGGGACAUUCGCCGCUAGGAUGAAAGAAAAAGGCGUAACCAUCGUGACAACCUCGAUGAACUUCGACGGCCCUUUCAACAGCUUCAUCGCAUCGCGAGGCUUGAUCCCGAUGCACGUAAGCAUUUCUCAGAGGCUACCGUUUUUCGACAACACGCUCGACAUCAUCCAUUCGAUGCACGUCCUGAGCAACUGGAUCCCCGACGCGAUGCUCGAGUUCAUCCUUUACGAUAUAUACCGAGCAUUGAGGCCCGGGGGACUCUUCUGGCUCGAUCGAUUCUUCUGCCUCGGAUCGCAGCUGAAUUCGACGUACGUGCCGAUGUUCGAUCGAGUCGGGUUCGGGAAAGUUCGAUGGUACGCCGGGAUGAAGCUCGACCGCGGCGUGAAGAAGAACGAAUGGUAUCUUUCGGCGCUGCUCGAGAAACCUAAGACUUGA